Molecule: messenger RNA, 5300 nt
Organism: Helicoverpa zea (corn earworm)
Lineage: Eukaryota; Metazoa; Arthropoda; Insecta; Lepidoptera; Noctuidae
Exons: 7
Coding region: 136-4374 (1412 amino acids)
Source: RefSeq, a predicted model, not a curated record
AAACGAGCGGAGACGGAGAUCGAGGCACUUGACGAGCGAAACGGAAUAGCUUUUAAAUCAGUUAAUUGUUUUCGUAUCUUGUUAAAAACUACCUGUUAUUCUUACAGCACAUUUCUAACUACAUGGUACUUCGCAAUGGAGGGCAUUUAUGACGAUUUGAGCAAUUACGAAGACGUAAACGCUGUUCAUGAGCUGCGUAAUGAAAACAAAGAAUUGAAAGUGAAGCUUGAGGAACAUGCUGCAGCCAUGCAAAAGCUUCAAAGACAAAUAUUACAGGACUAUGACACCUUGGAGAUGGAGUUCAAGAAACUGGAGAACAACUACUCUUCAUUGUUGAAAACUGCUCGGUCAGAGAUUGAGAGGAAGAACCAAAGGAUUACACAACUUAAUUUGGAAAAAGACACAAUGGUAUUAGAAGCUUUAAAGAAAGGGCAAACUAUAAGAAGACAUUUCAACAAAGGUGUACCAAAUAACCAGAGAUACAAUGAGAAACCAAAUUUUCCUGAUAAUAGGAAAGAAACAAAUAAUAAGGAAUGUGAUGUCAAGCAGAAAAUUACUAGGACUGAAAGAUUUGAACCGACUCCUAGAGACACAAAGGACCUGAUUACUGAUACUCAUAAUAGGAAUAAGUUUGAAAGUGCAGGUGCAAGAGAUGUAUGCACUGGUAGGAACACUAAUGUGGUACAUAAAAAGACUGAAUUCAAUGAAAUACCUAAAAUGCAGGCAAGCAGCAUCCGGGAUAGAAGGAAGUCUACACCUGCUGCAUGCAGCAUGCCGGUUGACUACUUUAGUUCGGACGAAGAAAACAAACAAAACUAUCAAGCCAAAGAUACAAGACCUGAUUAUCCACCACUGGAUAAGUUUGAUAAGAGAUACAUUAAUAAACAUUCUCUAGAUAGACAUAGCAAUAAAACUUCAGAAACAUCCAGUUUUGAAGACAGAGGUAAUAAUUACCAUGAAUACUCUUCGAGGGAUUCGAGGGAUAGAGUGAGAUCUGGUAGAAAUAUGGCAAGCAGUUCAUAUAGGGCCCGAGAUAAGUAUGAAUUGAAACCAAGGAAGCAAUAUAGCCCUGACAGAGGAAUGAAGAGGAGUUACAGAGAACAUCAAGAUGACUAUCGGAGACAAGAACGCGGGAGAUAUCAAGCAAGAUCACUUGAAAGUCCGCCACCUGAACCUUACAGUCGUCACUCACGUCGCUAUCCGGAGCCCCGGCCCUCGUCUGACUCCAGACAUGGCCAUGAUUAUGAUAAAUAUAUGUACCGCCAUGAAGACAAGUACUCUUCUAAAAGUAAAUUAUCUAUGGAUCAUGAUGAGCCACAAAGUAAAAGACUGAGAAGGGAAUCAUUUGGCAAUCCUGAUGCACACUCCAGGGAAGACAGGACUAGAUAUCACAAUGAGAAAGAGUCCUCGGAAGGCUACCGCAACCCUGAAUUUUCGCCACAUGAAUAUGAAACGCAUCGUUACUCCUGUCAGUCACCAGAUUUAGAGCACGCCGACGCAGCUUCAACCGAACCAAUAGAAAUAAAGACUGCUACUACUACACCCAUACAAGAUCCCCGACUGACAGACAGUAAAUAUAUUUUGAAGCAAGAACAUGGAAAGGAGACAAUAUCUACCACAGUGGGCAGAGAUAUUGAUCUCAUACCAAUUGACAAAGUUAAGUGGAAUAUGACUCCAGUUGAAGUCCCUUAUGCUUUAAUGCAGCAACCUUCUGAAUAUAGAGAUGACAUUGUUAAACAAAUUUACAUGGACAUCGAUAGUCCAAAUGCCGAUGCACAUUCAGCAGCGGAAUCAGUUCCCUAUAGUUCUAAUGAUAGCUGUAACGAAAAUUUCCAAGGUAGUAUAGAUGUUGCAGUAAGGCUAGAAGAAACAGAUUUUAAUUCAAGACAGGGAACAGAUGCUCAUUUAAAAGAUUCUCAACAUAUAAACAAAUAUCGGAUUCCUAAAGUCGGGCAAGAUAAAAUAAACGCUCGAAGCCAAAUGGAUUUUCAUCAUAUUGAAUUAGGCUUUACUGAACCUCAUAUUGCGAAUAUUCAUAAUAAAGUUGAAACUGAGACUCGCGGUCGAAAAGAAUUAGUACAUAGCCAGGAACCUAGAGAUUGGCGUGAUGAUCGACGUCAUAUGAAUGAAGAUUGCGGCACAAUAGAAGAUAAAGUCGGAAUUCAAAAGCGAAAAGCUAAUCUAGCUAUUGUUGCAGAUGAUUUAGAACUAAGCGACGACAAUAGCGAUCACUUUGAUAUUAACCGCCACACAGUUUCAGAAAACAAUCCUAAAAAAUCCACAGCACAGCUAACUGCCAUGGAUGUUACAUGUGAGGUUUCUGUUCAAAGAAUAGAUAAAGAUUCAUCCAAAACUUCUUCGGACAUUGACCCAUUUGAAUUGCACAGUGUUGGGGAAUUCAGAAAUGAGGAAGCUAGCUCUCCUGGAAGACAUAAGACUAAACUUAACCCAAAGGAAGUAAGAUGUGAGGAUUCUGUUCAUAAAAUAGAAAAAGAUCCAUCUAAUCCAUACAAUGCUGUCAAGGUAAUCAAAAAUAAAGAUGCUGACUCUACUAGGAAGUCUAAGAGUAAACUUAAUACUAAGGAAGUUAAACGUGAUGAUUCUGUUCAUAAAGUAGAUAAAGAUUCAUCUAAACAAUUUGUUGCUGAUGAAGAACUCAGAAAUAUAGAAGAUGACUGUACUAGGAAGCCGAAGAGUAAACAUAAUACCAAGGAAGUUAAAUGUGAUGAAUCUGUUCUUAAAGUAGAUAAAGAUAUAUCUAAAACGUCUCUGAGUUUUGACUUUGUUGAUAAUGUCAAAAUUAAGGAUGCUGACUGCGCUAGGAAGCAUAGAAUUAAACUUAAUACCAAGGAAGCUAGAGGUGAUGAUUCUAUUCAUAAAGCAGCAAAAGAUUCAUCUCAAACAUCUUCUAGUUUAGAAACUGUUGAAUCGAAUGUUAUCAGAGAAGUAAAAAAUAAAGAUACUGACAGCGGUAGAAAGCACAGGGGUAAACUUAAUACCAAGGAAGUUAGAGCUGACGAUUCUGUCCGUAAAACGGCAAAAGAUUCGUCUCAAACGUCUCCGAGCUUAGAAACUAUUGAAUUGAAUGAUGCCGCAAUAGAAAAAAAUAAAGAUGUUGAUAGCGCUAGGAAGCAUAGGAGUGAACUUAAUACCAAGGAAGUUAGAGUUAAUGAUUCUGAUCACAAAACGGCAAAAGAUUCGUCCCAAACGUCUCCGAGCUUAGAAACUGUUGAAUUUAAUGAUUCAGAAGAAGUAAAAUAUAAACAUGCUGACAGCGCUAGGAAGCAUAAGAGUAAACUUAACACCAAGGAAGCUAGAGGUGAAGAUUCUGUUCGUAAAACGGCAAAAGGUUCAUCUAAAAGAUCUCCGAGUUUUGAUUUGACUGAUGCUGAAAAAGCAAAAAGUAAAGAAGCUGACUGUACAAAAAAACAGAAGGGUAAAAGGAAAAAAUCUCAAUCCGUGGAGAUUCCCAAAGAUCUGAUAGAAAGUAUAGAUGUCAUUCAAUUUUCAGAAAAGAAGGUAAAAAACAAAAAAGAAAAGGAAGGUAAACCUAGAGAAACAAAGGAGACAUUUUCUGCGCUUUUCGGAGAUAGUAGCAGUUUGAUGACUCCAGAGGAUUUAGGAAUACCUAUGUAUGUACCUAUUUCAGAAGACGCGCAGGAUGCAGUAGACAUAAAAAUAGACCGAAUUAUUGAUGCUACGCCACAAGAAGACAAAGACUUUCCUGCCAUUGUUCAUAAAGUAAAUGCCAUAGAAAUGACGGAAGAAGCAACAGCCGUAACCCAUGACGAUAAACCUACAGAUGUUCCAGAAAAUUCUAACAUGAAAGAAAAAGAAGGGUUUGAACAAAUAGGAGGGAAAAAGGCCCCCAAAAAGAAAGGAGUUAAUGAAAGUUUAUUGGUGUCUAUUAAUAUAGAACCCCAUGAACUUCCAUCGCCUGUUCUCUAUGAAAAUAUGAACCCUGGGACUGAUUCUAACGAACCGCCUGACAUUGUUAAAACUGUUGUAAUUUCAACAGGGAAGCAGCCUGAAAUAGAGUUUGAUAAUAGAGAACUCACAGUGACCCCUAUCACAGAUGUGGUAGGCAAUGAAGAACAAACUGCUGCAGAUAUUAGUCAGGUUCCAGCUUUAAAGGAAUUUAAAAGACUUGACUCACUGAAAGCUUUAGCUACGUCUACACCACACAAAGAUUUUCCGAUAUCAAACCCAAUAGAAGCGGGUGUUAUGAAAUCAAUUAUAGUUUGUGACUCUAAUAAACCUGUAGAACAAGGAGUCAAAGAAAAUUGCGCGAAUACUUUCGAAAGUCAAGACGCACCUGACGUGAGAAUCUUUGUGAAAAGGCGCAGAAAACUUGCAAAACGGCCAGCCACUUAGCAGCCGCUGACUGACUGUAUCAGGCUUGUAAUCUGUGAAGUGUGGAAAGUGGAGCUGAGUAGGAAGAUUCCGUGUGACUGGUAUCCGAGGUUCCGUAUGUCUUGUAUCCGUACUGGAUGUGUGCAGCGGCCGGCAGAAACGUAGUAUUUCAUUUAAAUUGUAUUUAAGUUACCACCGUAUUUGAGAUAAGGUCAAUAAUUUCUCUAUUUAUGUAAAUAGGCUAGUUACUUUACUCUCUAGAUGGGAUCCUUGUCUAUUUUAGUGUACGACUUAUUUUUGUAUUAAACAUGACAAUUCUUUUAGAGUGUUGGAUAAAAGUAUGAUUUUUAAUAGAAGCGAUUUGUUGUUCCGGCAGACAUGACCGUAUCUAAAUAGAUAACGCAAGUUCCGUGAUUUGUGGAAAAUCAAGUGAGUCACGUUAGUUACACUUUCUGUGACUUCACAUAAAUAUUCAUUGAUUUUUGAUUUUUUUUCUUUUUUUUGCACCUGGAGCCAGUGGGUUCCCCCAAUGGUACAGUGUCUAAAAUGAACUCACGUCAUUAAUUUAGACACUGUUGGUGUAUCCUUUUUCUUGGAUUAUUUUGAUUCAGACAUGAUUGAUUGCGUGAAAUUAUUUCGGUUGUUAGUUUUUAUUCGUUUUGAUUAUCCAGAUGUGAAUUGUGAUUAAAUAUAUUUUAAGGAAAAGCUCUCAUGUAAAUACAUAUGUAGUUUCAGGAAAAGUAAAUAUGUACUUAUUUGAUUAUAGUAUAAACAUGUCAGAGUGACGCUAGUGUUCUAUUGUUGUGUAGUUUAUAAAAGAAUACAAACUGGCUUUUGUUAUAUUCAGUUCAUAGCAUAGUUUAUUCAGUGUCAUAACAAGCUACGAUCAUGAACAUAGCGCUAGACGAGCAGUAUUGAAGCAAAUAAAAAUACUUGUUAUAUUCCCA